UCAAGCUAAAAUUAAUACCGGAUUAGAUCACAGCCUAUGAGUGGGGUACAUGUUGAUUACUGUAUAUAAAUACUGAGCUUUGUCAUCUAAACAUGUUCACUUUUAGUAAUCGGGCCUGAGUGAUACAGUGUUACGUAGUCUUUACGAUGAAAUUUUCGGAAUGGACACUAUACUCGUAUUUUUUAGUAACUUUAUGUUCUCAACAUAUACCGGGCAUACACGGAGAUGAUUCAGCCGUUAAGAAGUGGACUAGCAAUGGACUGAAGUUGCAGCUCCCUAUGCCGGCGCCAAUCAUUCAGCACGGUUACCCUGCUGAGACGCACACCGUGGUUACAGAUGACGGCUACAUCCUCACCAUGCAUCGUAUUCCUUAUAGCCCCCUGUCGAACAGCACAGAGACAGCGAGGCCGGUCGUCUUCCUGCAGCAUGGGCUCCUGUGCAGUUCUGUGGACUGGGUCAUCAUGGGACCAGGAAAAUCACUAGCUUAUUUACUGUCGGAUGCUGGAUAUGACGUUUGGCUGGGAAACUCUCGAGGCAACGUCUACUCCUCUAAACACCAGAGUCUGUCUCCUUCGUCUUCAAAAUUCUGGGCUUUCAGCUGGCAUGAAAUGGGCGUGUAUGACCUGCCCGCUGCAAUAGACUAUAUAUUACAUUAUACAGACCAAACGGAUAUGUACUACGUGGGUCACUCCAUGGGUACCACCAUGUUCUACGUUCUCAUGUCCUUGAAACCAGAGUACAAUGCCAAGAUCCGCCACAUGGUUGCACUGGCCCCUGUGGCAUUUCUGCGGAACACGAAGUCUCUUUUCGCUGUAGCAACGAAGUACGCUCCCAAAGGGCUGCUGACCGAAUUAGUAUAUAAUCGACCAUUUUUUUCCAACACGAAAUAUGUCAAUGGACCGUUACGAACGCUUUGCAAGACGGGAGCCAUUACGCAGGGGCUCUGCACGAACAUCAUAUUCCAAAUUGGUGGUUUCAGCUCUAAUCAAAUUAAUCAGACUAUGUUGCCGAUAAUUUUCACCUACUUUCCUGCGGGGUCUUCUUUAAAAGCUUGGGCACACUAUGGACAACUCAUGAGGUCAGGCUUCUUCAGGCAGUACGACUAUGGAUUCUUGAGGAAUUUAUUGAAGUAUGGAAACACGAAGCCUCCAGACUACAAUUUUGCUGUGAUCACUUCGCCCGUCAGCCUGAUUGUUGGUCAAAAUGACUGGUUAGCGACGCCAGAGGAUGCCGGUCUCCUGCGUCAGAGCCUACCAGGCCCAGUUACAUACUCCACGGUAAAACACAGUGACUUCAAUCACUUUGACUUCCUGUGGGCCAUUGACGUGAAGACACUAGUAAAUGAAAAUGUGGUAGAUAUUUUGAAGGUCGGUCUAGGUAAAGAAAUGAGCUACUGAGAGCACGCCAGUUUAAACGUUAGUCUCAUAUGAACAUUGGUUUUCCACUCCGUACCGCACUUUUUAUUUGCUUUGUACACGCGAAAUAAUUAUUAAUAUUAAAUUCACAUUAUGUU
Messenger RNA from Cryptotermes secundus, 1513 nucleotides. RefSeq names its product lipase 3. NCBI's taxonomy places the organism in Eukaryota, Metazoa, Arthropoda, Insecta, Blattodea, Kalotermitidae. Bases 147 to 1397 code for a protein of 416 amino acids. The transcript has 9 exons. Gene Ontology annotation, biological process: lipid metabolic process. Gene Ontology annotation, molecular function: hydrolase activity, acting on ester bonds. The record is from RefSeq and is a predicted model, not a curated record.